This is a messenger RNA of Ahaetulla prasina, 9174 nucleotides long. RefSeq names its product myotubularin related protein 8 (gene MTMR8). Lineage: Eukaryota; Metazoa; Chordata; Lepidosauria; Squamata; Colubridae. Gene Ontology annotation, cellular component: nuclear envelope. The transcript has 15 exons. The record is from RefSeq and is a predicted model, not a curated record. Gene Ontology annotation, biological process: negative regulation of autophagy; dephosphorylation. Gene Ontology annotation, molecular function: phosphatidylinositol-3,5-bisphosphate phosphatase activity. The coding region runs from base 81 to 1988 and encodes 635 amino acids.
UGGCGGACGAAGCGCCUCCUCCGCUACAUCUCGCGACGUUUCGCGGGAUCAGGACGUGGAAGAGGCCGGCGGCUUCGGCGAUGGAGUAUAUCACGACGCCCAAGGUAGAAAAUGUCAAGCUGCUAGAUCGUUAUACCAACAAGAAAGCAGCAAAUGGGACACUAUAUUUGACGGCUACUCAUCUGAUCUAUGUGGACACCUCAACUGACGUUCGAAAAGAGACAUGGGUCCUCCACCACCACAUAGCUACCGUGGAGAAGUUACCACUGAAUGCGUCUGGCUGCCAGCUGCAAAUUCAUUGCAAGAAUUUCCGCGUAGCUCGCUUUCUGAUGAUGCAAGAACGAGAUUGCCAUGAAGUCUAUACCUCUUUGCUGAAGCUCUCACAACCAGUGAAACCUGAAGAACUUUACGCCUUCUCUUACAACCCCAAAAUGCCUGAAGGCAGCCGAGAAACAGGCUGGAAGUCAAUAGAUGUCAAAGCAGAUUAUCUGCGGAUGGGCAUUGACAACAGCUCUUGGGAAAUCAGCAAUGUCAACAAGGAUUACGAGGUUUGCAGCACCUAUUCUCGGGAACUAGUCGUGCCUAAAAUGGCUACUAGGGCAAUGAUCUUGGGAAGCGCGAAGUUUCGAAGCCGAGGUCGGAUACCUGUGCUUUCCUACUUCUACAAAGAGAAUAACGCCACCAUCUGCAGAUGCAGCCAGCCUUUGUCUGGAUUUAGUACUCGCUGCCUGGAAGAUGAACAGCUGCUGCAAGUGAUUAGGGAAGCCAAGGCAGGGAGUCGCUUCAUGUACGUGGUGGACACAAGGCCAAAGUUGAACGCCAUGGCUAACCGAGCUGCUGGAAAGGGCUAUGAGAAUGUGGAUAAUUACGAAUGCAUCCGUUUUAAAUUCAUCGGCAUUGAAAACAUCCAUGUGAUGAGGAGCAGCCUGCAGAAACUCCUGGAAGUGUGUGAAGCAAAGUCUCCUUCGAUGAGCGACUUCCUUACAGGACUUGAAAAUUCAGGCUGGUUGCGACACAUUAAAGCUGUGUUGGAUGCUGGAGUCUUCCUGGCCAAGGCAGUUAGAGAUGAGGGUGCCAGUGUGGUGGUGCACUGCUCAGAUGGCUGGGAUCGCACAGCCCAAGUCUGCUCUCUAGCUUGUCUCCUUCUAGAUCCUUUUUAUCGGACGUUAAAAGGAUUCAUGGUUCUGAUAGAGAAGGAGUGGAUUGCGAUGGGCCAUAAAUUCUCACACAGGUGUGGCCAUCUUGAAGGAGAUCCCAAGGAGGUGUCUCCCAUCUUCACACAGUUCCUUGAAUGCACCUGGCAGCUCAUGCAACAGUUUCCUUGUGCAUUUGAAUUCAAUGAGCGACUGCUUCUUGAAAUUCACGAUCAUGUCUAUUCCUGCCAGUUUGGCAACUUUCUAGGAACCUGUCAGAAGGAUCGAGAAGAUCUAAAAAUCUUUGAGAAAACACAUUCCCUGUGGCCUUUUCUUCUUCAGAGGAAGCCGGAAUUCAGAAAUCCAAUCUACAAGGGAUACACUGCUUACACAUCUCUCCAGCCCAAUACGCUUCCGUUCAGUUUCCAGUUCUGGUGCGGCAUGUAUAACCGUUUUGAUAAAGGGAUGCAUCCCAAACAAUGUAUUCUGGAUCAUCUGCUUAGCUGCACCAGCCAGAAUUUGCAGUUGGAAAACAACGCUGCAGACCUGGAACACAAAUUGCCUCUCUCGGAUGGGCUCCUGCCAAAUGAAACACCUGCCUUCUCCAAAGGGGUUGCCUCUUCGCUGGACAGUUCCAUUUCCCCUAUGGUCAACACCCCCCAGGACUAUGAAACCCCUGUGCUGCUGGCCAAUGGCACUGUCGGUGGAAGAGAAGGCGACAGACCAGACGGGCAGGUGAUAAGCCAACUGGGUCUCUCUCCCCCCGACACCCCAAACGGCAAUGGCUGCAGCCCAACCACCAUCCACAGCGUACCUUUCUGGGGUAGUGAUCAAGCAGAUCUCCAGAGGGCCUGAAGCUGCUGGACCUCCAUCUUUGCUGGAAGAGUCAUAGCAAAGAGGCAAUAAAGUCUGUGAGAUCCGUGACUCUGUGCUGGGAACACCAGCUCACUGACAUGUGGCUUAGUGUUGUAUUCUGUGUUCUCAAGGUGGAGGAGGACAGAGCCCAGUGGGGACUUUGGGGCAAACUCCCAAAGGUUGCGGGUGACGUUGAUUUAGGGGCUGCCACAGUUCAUUCAAGCCAAAAAGAUUUCCCAAACAUUUGUUUGUGGGGAGGGGACAGAUGUGCACUCAGCCAAUUGAUGCUAUUGUCGGGUUUCAUGGCAGGUUAUCUUUUUUAAGGGGGGGAGAAUUUAGAUAGAUAAAGGAUGCCUGCAUCAAUGCAUUUCAAAAGAGUGCUCCCAACUCCUUGAGUUCCACCAGAGGGCAGGGUCGCUUCUGGGUAGACCCCCUCAUCCUUCUAUGAGCCUCUUUCUCUUUACUAAGUUAGAAUUCCCAUUUGGUCCAACUGUUGGCAAGGUGACUUUAAUUGUUGUGAUGCAGUAUUUGGAGUGUGGGUUUUUGUCUUUGCAAGACUUCCUGUCUCUUGUGUCUUUUGUUUAACUCUCCUGAACUUGUCGUUUUGUCUCUUCAGAGUCCAUGGCCUUGAAUGUGUUUGUGGCAUGUUAGGAUAAAAACUUAAUGCAUCUGCAAAUAUCAUAAUGGUUCAUUUAUCAUGUGGUGUCACUUUGGAGAACUUGGCCGUAGAAGGUGUAUCAGAACUGGGGGAAGAAUUAAAAAAGACUGAGUCCGCUUGUGGCUACAUAGGGAUUCUAGGCUGAUCCCUCUUUUAACCCCGCCCCCAGGUUCUGCAAUUCCUUCUCUUACUUUAUCCAAGUUACAAAGCAUCUUCCUGCUCCUCCUUAGCAGCAAAGCUUCCACAAAUUGAACACCCGGCUUCAUGCAUAAUGCGCUUGCCUGAAGUUUCACUAAGAGUUCUGACCUGGGCUAGAAUGCAUGUUCCAUGCAUGUUUUGAACCAAAAGGAAACCCGCACUUCCUGUUUUGUUAUUUAGGGCAGGGCUUAAUGCCAGCAAGGAAACACUGAGCAGAGACAGCGCUCUGAAGUCUGACUCUGAAGUCCACUAACAGAAGCACAUGCAGAAUCUAUGUUCCUUUCUGCUUAGUGAUGCAGAUGAAAAAUCUUCUUGGGAGAAAACACUCUUAAUAUUCUCUGAAACAAGAAAAUGACAAUAGAUUUUAUGAAGAUCCAUCUCCUUCAAAAAGAUGAGACAAAAGACUUGAGAACGUCCUGAAUCAAGAAUUCCAGCUCUGAGUUAGCUUACAGCUUCAAAAAUGCUUGAGAAAUAACAGUUUUCCCUCGAUAAAUAAUUAGUUCUUCCAACCUAUUUUUUUUUUGGAUCCUGCACAUCUAUACUGUAUCUUCCAUUUUCUGCUGCAUCAGUGGAUCAGAUCACAAUAACAUUCCCCAGUUUUUUAGUAAAGCAAAUGACAUUCCUAAGGAGAAACAUCUUGGCGUUCUUGUUCCAACCUAUGUGGGUGUUUCUUGGAAAAAGUCAGCCAUUGCUCUUCAGCUGCCUUUGGUGCUCAGUUUCAGGAUGUCAUUUUACACACACGGCCCUUCAUGGAAAUACUGUCUUCUUUAUGAAAGCAAAUGGACUUGAAACCUUGCAGGGCAAAAUCCUGGAAUCAGGCAGCUUUCAGAAUGUGUAAGUGCAUUUCAGAAGACAGUGUUUAGCAACCUUCUUUCAAGGAAGCGUGUGUGCACAUAUGUGUGUAUGCAUAUGCUCACACCAUCAUUGUCUUCAUUGCGGCACUUCGAAAUUCCCUGGAAUACUGUUAUGCAGUAUGCCUAUUGGCAUGGUUUGAAUGGUUGUAAGCAAAAUAUCUGAAAUAUUUUUGGUUAUAGCAUCCCAGUAAUCUUAAUCAUCUGAUGAACUCACAAUAGUGCAGGAAGAGAAUUUUACCAGCUGCAUGAUUGCUUGUCCAUUUUAAAGGAUUUGCGUUGUUAUGUGUGUCUGUGUUGUCAAACAACAUCCUUGUUGACGUCUGUGAUGUUUUUUAUACUGCAAAGCCUAACAAAUUUUAAAGUGAACAUCUAGAGAUUUCUUUUGAAAAGGUUCACUGGUUUCCUUUUGCAGAUAGUUAAAAGUGCGUUGCAUAUCCAGGCUGAAAUAUUUUUACAGUCCCUAUAAAGUUUGACUGGCUGUAUUUUCGUCUUGCAAGAUUGUCUAAAACCGUGGAAUCAGAGACUUUUGAUAACUCAUCCUGAAUGUGUGUCUUGAGUCCACUUGAAGCCCUGCUAAAAUAAAAGUAGAAAUAUUAGGAGAUUAUAGUUGUGUAUAUAAAGAUAUAUUACUGCAAGUCUUAUGGUAAAUUAAAUUUGUAAGUAUUUUUUUUUAAUUUCUUAUGAAAAUAAUAAAUUCCUCGCGUUUCUAAAAUGAGUCAGGGAUGGUUUCUUGGAUCCAUGUUGUAUUUGAGACCAUUUUAAAUAAGAUCGGCUUUGAAGACAUUCUGAGCCCAGCACGUAUUCCAGAAAGGAUUUUUUCACAGUUGAGUUUUUCUAGGUAAAGGAUUUUUUUUUGUCCUUACCAUAGAACAUUCUUAACAACUAUGGCAAGAAAGUUGUAAAAUGGAGCAAAGUUCACUUAGCAAGCGUCUCAUUUAGCAACAUCUGGAAUGGUAUAGGGUCUCUUGAAAAUCUCCAGAGACUCUUCCAACUCUUUUAUUCUGUAUUUUGAAUGUUGUGCAGUAGGCCCUUUCUGGGGGCACCUCCACUGGUCAUUGUGCUGGAUGAGAUAGAGUUGAUCUUGUGCACCACAAAGUUAUUAUGAGACUGAAUGCAAAUAUGGCUUCAAUCUAGAAGAGAUUCAUUCCCACGGUCAGAACUGGAGCGGAAAGAAGGGCAGGGGGCCUUCUAAUGAGACUCACCUUCUAUCCAUUCCACUGGCUAAACUGUAUUCUGAACUCCUAGCUUUGGACCUCUUAUGGAUAGUUGUCCCUAAGUCCUUGUAGAGAAAGUUUCUAUUUUUACAUCUAGUCCCAUGGAACUAGUUUGAAAAACCUUACACUAAAGCAGGGCUGUGAAACCUGCCGCCCACAGGCCGGAAGCAUCACGCGUGGCCACGCCCAUUCCUGCUUUAGCAAAGGAAAAAAGUCCCGAUACAUCACGUGACACUGCUGUGAUGACACAAGUUUGACAGCCCUGCACUAGAGCCUCUGUGACAGACUAUCGUGCUUAAAACUUGCCCUCAGGAGUUUAACAUCAAUUAUUCUUUCCCAAGAUAUAGGACAGUCUUAUUUUAUGUGCUUUAUUGAAUAGCCAACACUAAUGCAGAAGACUCUGGGUUCAGUUUAAGAUUUUCAUUGCUGGGUUUACUGUUCUACUUUGUAUUGUGAAACUCAAAUGAACAUUUAUCUGUACAGAUGGUCUUCUACUUAUACCCACAACUGAGACCAGAAUUUCUGUUGCUAAGCAAACAUGGUUCUUAAAUAAGUCACACCCGGUUUUACAAUAUUUUUUUUGCCAUGCUUGUUAAGAGAAUCAGUUGUAAAGUGAAUCUUGUAGUUGUUUAAUGAAUCCGGCUUCCCCUUUGCUUGUUGGAAACCUGCUAGGAAGGUUCAUAUGAUCAUAUGGGAUGCUGCAGUCAUAAAUAUAUGCUGGUUGCCAACCACCCAAAUUUUCAUCAUAUGGGGAUGCUACAAUGGUUCUAAGUGCAAGGACCAAUUGUAAGUCACUUUUUUUCAGUUCCGUUGUAACUUCAAAAGUUUGCUAAAUUAAUGUUUAUAAGUCAAGGACUACCUCUAAUUUAGAAAAAGCAGUUCUUCCAGUGCCGUGUUUUUAAACUUCAUCAGUUUUAGGAUGUGUGGACUUCAACUCCCAGAAUUCCCCAACCAAUGCCAAUAAAUGUUCAAUAUUGAUGUCGAUUUUAUUGUGGUUCCAAAUUUUUAGUAAUUUUUUGAAAAUAUAAAAUGAAGUCUCGUAACCAUCGUUUAUAAAAUAAGUCAAACUCAGUGAUAUAAAUUAAGAGAGAGAUAUACAUUCUUCUUGGCAACUGAUAAAUUGAAAACCAAAAAUGCUUUGAAUGAUCUUUUAAAAGAGAUCUAAACUGACAUUUUCUUUGGGGGAGGGAGAGAAAUUUACAAGCAGCAGAAUCAACUUGGAGAAGCUCCUAUCCAAAGAAGAAGGAAGGAAGAAAAAGAAAAGGGGAGGAGGAGAAUGGAGCUGGAAGGGACUAUGGAUGUCUUUUAGCCAGCCCCCUGCUCAAGCAGGAGAACCUAUACCAUUUCAGACAAAUGACUGUCCAGUGAUGGAGCACCCAUAACUUCUGAAGGCAAGCUGUUCCACUGGUUAAUGGUUCUCACUGUCAGGAACACUGUUUCUCCAGGUUGCUUCUCUCUGGUUAGUUUCCUUCCAUUGCUUCUUGCCUUGACUUCAGGUGCUUUGGAAAAUAAGUUGACCCCCUCCUCUUUGUAGCAGCCACUCACUGUGGAUCUUUGUGGGAUUGAGAUUCUUGGGUGGGCACACAUUUUGAAAGAGAGGUAAGGCAGCUGAGAAUUGGUCUAAAAGUAUUCCUGGCCUUUCUGCACUAUAAAUACAUGUCACUUGGCAUUUGUUUGAUUUUUUUAAAAAGUGAAUUGCAUCUGUGACAUGUCUCACAGAAGUCAUUUGCUGAAGCUCUGAUCAUUAAUGGUGGUGGACUACCACAGAGAGGGUUUAGGAGAUUUUCACGCCAACCUAUCAAAACAAUGUUUCCCUGCUUGUAAUAUGUGAGAAAAUGAAUUCCUGAAAAAUAUAUUUGGUUGAUCUGUCCCCGCAUCUGCAUCUCUGCCAAAAAGCUAUUUUUUAAAGUUUUUCAGAAAUUGGUCUCUAACGUGACUCUGAAGAAAAGAGUAAAGAUGUACUCAAUUCAGCUCAUGACUCCAUGGGCACAAUUAGUUAUCUUAGCAGCAAUAUGGACUCUGAUUUUUGUGUUUUUUUCUUAUGCAUUGAUUCUGAUUUUGUUGCAUAUUUCCCAGGCUUAAUGUUUCAGUAUCUAAUUAUUCAUUCAGUAUUACUCAGCACUUUUCCCUGCUAAGAUAAAUGUCAUCAUUAAAAUAACAAGAUAGGUUUAUACACCAAAUUACCAAGUUGAUAGACAAAUAUCACACCUCAAUUGAGACCAUCACCUCCCUGUAUAGAUGGGACUACAAUUCCCUUUGCCUCCCUUAGUGAGCCAGUUUGCUUCAUGUUGUUAGGAAGUGUAAUCCCAACAUUUGGAAUUUAGUUGGUAUUAAAUUUGUGGUUCAGCAUCUGGUGACAUGAAUCAUAUCAAUACUGCUAUUUUAAAACCUUAAAUUAUGUUAUCGAGUUUAAGCUUUAAGUGGCAAAGUAAUUUUUCGGUGCUUCAUUUGGCUCCAAUCUCACAUUAAAUUGAUCUUCAAAAGCUACUGGUAAGCAGGGUUGGAAUUAAUGCUUCAACAGGCACUAGAUGUUGAAAGCAAUAGCAAGCCUCUUUCAUAGUGUGGCCAAAAAAAAUUGGUAUCGUAUCUCUAGAAGCCAAGAAGCUGUGCUUAACAUACCUACUUUUAUUUAGAAUAUUUCAGGCAUCUGGUGUCUUGGACUGUGCUCUCCAAAUGCUGAGAUAAUCAUGGAGUGAUAAUGUGCUCGAGACACUUGCUUAUUUUUCUAAAUUAGGAAUGCAGUUGUUAUCAUAGCAUGAAAAUACCCUACGUUUAAAACAACUUGGCAUUGGACUACACGAUGGAGAUCAACAGGAAAGCUUUUCCUGUAUUUAUCCAUUUAAAUGAGCAAGAGCAAAGUUAUUCUUUGGAGAAAGAUAAUAAUGCAGCAUAUAAAUUCCUAGCCUCAAAUGCAUUGGAUUCCAGAAUGUGCUAUUCUAUCAUGCCCCCUAUAGGAUAUGAGCUGCAACUGCAGACAUCAACAUGGACCAGCUCUUUGGGGAAUAACAUUUCCCCAACUUCUGGCAACUGAAGGCGAAAAUUGCACAUUCAUGGAAGUACCAAAGCUACCCACUCAAAUGCUUUUAGAUGUGUUGCAGACUUGAGAACAGCCUGGCCAACUCAUACUUGGAUUGUGAUUCAGGUCUUCUUGUGUGGUACAACUGUUAGUCUUAUGAAUCCUAUUGACAACCAGAAAAGGUUAGCUGGCUUUGAAAUCCUCCUUUUGGUUUGCUCUUUGCUCUCCCACACAGUGCAAAUGCCUGACUGUGAGACUGGAGAACUUUGGAGGUAAAUGGAAAACCACAACAGUGUUUUGGAAACGCAGAGAACAAGGCUAGAAGGAAGGUCCAUGUGAUGCAACCCACCUAUCAGUCAGAUAACUACUGAAGUUCACAGAUGACACAACAGUGAUCGGUCUCAUUCGAGACAAUGAUGAAUCCGCAUACAGAUGGGAGGUUGAACUCGUGGUGCGACCGGAACAAUCUGGAACUGAACACACUCAAAACCCUAGAAAUGGUGGUAGACUUUAGGAGAAACCGUUCCAUACUUCCACCUCUUACAAUAUUAGACAACACAGUAUCAACAGUAGAAACCUUCAAAUUUCUAGGUUCUAUCAUAUCGCAAGAUCUAGAAUGGACAGCUAACAUCAAAAACAGCAUCAAAAAAGCACAACAAAGAAUGUUCUUUCUGCGUUCAACUCAAAAAGCUUGAACUGCCCAAGGAGCUGCUGAUACAGUUCUACAGAGGAAUUAUUGAGUCUGUCAUCUGCACCUCCAUAACUAUCUGGCUUGGUUCUGCAACCCAACAAGAAAGACACAGACUUCAGAGGAUCAUUAGAAUGGCAGAAAAAACCAUGGCUACCAACCUGCCUUCCAUUGAGGAUCUGAAUACUGCACGAGUCAAAAAGAGGGCUGUGAAAAUAUUUACAGACCCCUCGUAUCCUGGACAUAAACUGUUUCAACUCCUACCCUCAAAACGACGCUAUAGAGCACUGCACACCAGAAUAACUAGACACAAGAACAGUUUUUCCCUGAAUACCAUCACUCUGCUAAACAAAUAAUUCCCUCAACACUGUCAAACUCUUUACUAAAUCUGCACUGCUAUUAAUCUUCUCAUUGUUCCCAUCACCAAUCUCCUUCCACUUAUGACUGUAUGACUGUAACUUUGUUGCUUGCAUCCUUACGAUUUAUAUUGAUACUGUUUCGUGAUUGCUUAUUUGUACCCUAUGAUUAUCAUUAAAUAUUGUAUCAUUAAGUGUUAAA